CGGUCAUUAUGCGCAAAAACUAGAGGCUUUGCGGCAGCCCAGAUUCUUUUUUGUUAGAAGACAAUUUACAGCUUUGUAAUAGAUCUUUUUAUGAGCCUAUUUCGUCUGUCAUUGGAUGCCACUGGUCAUGUGCAAGACACAAACGUCUUCAUGACCCCUUUUCAUGAUUUCCCAAGCGAUUUUUCCACUACAUUCUGUGGCUAAAGGCUCCAAAUCCAAAAUACACAGUGUGCUCAUAUAUUUAAAUAUAUAUUUUUGCUAUGUGCUGUUAUCUGUGCUAGAGAUCGAGAAGACAAACUCAAGGCUUUGGUAACGUGCAUUACCGAUUGUGUAUGUUGUCAGAUGCUAUGGGGGCUACAAGAGUUGCAUUUCUAAACAGAGCAAGUAAUACAGUACUGGACGACUGAUUUGAAGCAAGCUUCAUAAAAUUCUCCAGCAGCGCAAGAGGCAAAACAUGGAUUACAUGGCUUUGUUGGGUCGCCGUCUAAAUUAUGAAGAUCGCUUGAGGAGAAAUAGAGAAGAGAAAACCACAGACUGCGGUCAAAGGACAGAAAAUCUGUGGGAAGCUCCAAUCACGUGAUUGAGAAGUCCAUGCAAUUGGACAGGGGUUCACAGGCUCUCUUAGUUUGAACCUUCGCAAUGCAGAAAGCCACUUAUUAUGACAAUGCUGGACUUUUCGGAGGAUAUUCAUACCCUAAAUCUGACUCCUAUACAUACGGUCCUACACAUCAGGGCUUCUCAUCCUCCAGCAUAGAGAAUGACUAUCAAAACCCAAUCUGUCCCAUUCAAACCACGUCAGUCCGGCCACCAGCACAUAAAAAUGGAGACAUCAAUGGCAGUUGUAUGCGACCAAGUGCCAGCCAGGGCAACAGCCAACCAGAGAGUAUCAGUGAGCAACAGCAGCAGCAGCAGCAGGCUGCUCCUUUAGCGGCCAGCUCACCCAGCCCUAACAGCAACUCGACACAAAAAAAGAAAUCGCCCAGCACCACUGGUUCCAGUACUGCCACCCCAGUCAUCACCAAGCAAAUUUUCCCAUGGAUGAAAGAGACCCGCCAAAACGCAAAGCAGAAAAGCACCAACUGCCCAGCUGCAGGAGAAACCUGCGAUGACAAGAGUCCACCUGGCCCUGCCUCGAAACGAGUGCGCACUGCCUACACCAGCGCCCAGCUAGUUGAACUGGAGAAGGAGUUUCAUUUUAAUCGCUACCUGUGUCGCCCCAGAAGAGUGGAAAUGGCUAAUCUGCUCAACCUCACCGAGCGCCAAAUAAAGAUCUGGUUUCAAAACAGGAGGAUGAAGUACAAAAAAGAUCAGAAAUCUAAAGGCAUAAUGCACUCUCCCUUAGGACACUCUCCGGACAGAAGCCCGCCGUUAAGUGGCUCGAAUCACAUUGGAUAUUCUGGUCAGCUUCCAAACGUAAACAGCCUAAACUACGAUGCGCCGUCUCCUCCGUCAUUCGCCAAACCGCAACAGAAUAUGUACGGCUUGGCAGCCUACACGGCGCCAUUGGGCGGCUGCAUACCGCAACAGAAAAGAUACCCGGGAACAGAGUACGACCACCACAGCAUGCAGGGGAACGGUAGCUUUGCUAAUGCUAAUUUACAAAGUAGCCCUGUUUACGUCGGGGGAAACUUCGUUGAUUCAAUGCCAGCUUCGGGCCCUAUGUUCAACCUCGGUCAUCUUCCCCACCCCUCAUCCGCUAGCGUGGACUACAGCUGUGCCGCUCAGAUUCCGGGUAACCACCACCACGGACCGUGUGACCCCCACCCCACGUACACAGACCUCAGCUCUCACCACGCGUCUCAGGGAAGGCUGCAGGAUGCACCCAAACUCACGCAUCUGUAA
Molecule: messenger RNA, 1842 nt
Organism: Labeo rohita (rohu)
Lineage: Eukaryota; Metazoa; Chordata; Actinopteri; Cypriniformes; Cyprinidae
Gene: hoxd3a
Product: homeobox D3a
Exons: 4
Coding region: 640-1842 (400 amino acids)
Biological process (GO): regulation of transcription by RNA polymerase II
Cellular component (GO): nucleus
Molecular function (GO): DNA-binding transcription factor activity, RNA polymerase II-specific; RNA polymerase II cis-regulatory region sequence-specific DNA binding
Source: RefSeq, a predicted model, not a curated record